Molecule: messenger RNA, 3662 nt
Organism: Mugil cephalus (flathead mullet)
Lineage: Eukaryota; Metazoa; Chordata; Actinopteri; Mugiliformes; Mugilidae
Gene: aire
Product: autoimmune regulator
Exons: 13
Coding region: 14-1531 (505 amino acids)
Biological process (GO): humoral immune response; regulation of transcription by RNA polymerase II
Cellular component (GO): cytoplasm; nucleus
Molecular function (GO): translation regulator activity; DNA binding; DNA-binding transcription factor activity, RNA polymerase II-specific
Source: RefSeq, a predicted model, not a curated record
CUAAGAACAGAUCAUGUCCAAAGCAGAGGCGUUUAGAGACACAAACCUCCGCUCUCUGCUCAGAGAGGUGCGUACUGACAUCGCUAUGGCCGUGGAUGAUCCAUUCCCUCUCAUAUAUGGACUGGUGGACAAAAACGUCAUCACUGAACAACUCCUGAAGGACACUUUGGAGAAGGAAGGUAGAGAGGGGAUCCACAAGGCCAUGUACUCCCUGGUGUCCUGGGUGCUGGAACAGAGCAGAUCCACCGUCCAGGCCUUCUGGAGCAACAUGUCUAAGGACUACAAUCUGGACAGCUACCCCAAGCUACAGACACUGCUCUCUAACCUGCAGUCCAAAAGAGACGCUUCAGGUUCCAAGAGCGAAAGCAAAUCCUCCGGCGGUCACAAAACUCCUCACGGCAAGAAGAGGAGCCAUGGGGACAGAGGGACAAACUCUCACGAUCACGGUUCACGGUACCAUGCCAAGACGACCGAUGGAGCAGGGAGUAAAGUGAAGCUGUACAGGGUGAAGAGUGAAGAUCCAAACACGCAGCCGCCAUCUGCAAACGGUGUGCAGGUUGUGUCCUCCUCAGUCCAGAGAAUGUUCCCCCUUUCGUCUUCGUCCUCGGCUUCCUCCUCCGCGGAGCCACCAGUCAGUCAAGAAGCCAGAGAAAAUACACAUUUCAAGCAUGAGUACAGCUCAGAUGGGUCCUCCAGGAAGUCCAUUAAAGAUGGCGUAGAGGUUUACACUUGUGCUCCAUCAGAGGAGUCUAAUGCAGUGAAGCCUGCUUGUGCUAAGACAACAUUUCACCACCAGGGGGAGACAACCACAAGCAUGACAGCAAACAUUCACUAUAACGACGAUGAGUGUACGGUGUGUAGGGACGGGGGGGAACUGAUCUGUUGUGAUGGAUGUCCACGGGCUUUUCAUCUGGGCUGCCUCGACCCUCCGCUCACAUCCAUACCGAGUGGCUCUUGGCAGUGUGAGUGGUGCUGUGGACACAGAGUGAAAAGAGAGAAAGCUCAAGUGCCUCUACAAGCGCUCUCCGCUCAGCCUCAGCAAGAAAAUGCAAGUUCUAGUAACUCCAUCACGGACGUCUCGUUCUUCUCCUCCUCCCUCACAAGUGUCGCGGCGUCUAUGAAUGUGACCAGUGGCAGAAACCAGUGCUCAGGCGGAGAGUUGGUCCUUCUGAGGGAGGUGUGCGGCGUUUGUCACCUCGGAGGAGGAGACCUGACUCACUGCCUUCAGUGUCUGGAGCGUUUCCACGUGCAGUGCCACUUCUCCAAAGGGAGGUCCAUCUGCCUGUCCUGCUCAAGGCCGUGGGCCGGCUCCGCAGAGAAGGAGGCUGAAUCCAGAGGUUUACAGCUCCCACCGGUGCCCCAGAACUCGAUCAGGCAUGAUCAGAGCGCCCCCGUAUCUGAGCCCGUCCUCCACAAAGACGAACUGGACUCCUUCCUGGGAUGUGAUCAGAGCUCCAUCGACGGCAUCUUGCAGUGGACUUUCCACAACAUUUCUCGGCCUCUUCCAGACUCUCUGGGAUACUACCAGUGACCAGCAAAAGCAAUACUGUAAAUAAACACCAAUGGAAUUAAUACCAGUUGAACGAACUCAUUAAACAAACCGAAUGAAUUCACGGAGCAGAGUAACGAUUGUUCUUGAAAUAAACGUGAUUGGACGUGUCAUUGCAUUGCAUGGCUGGAUUAACUUUUAAAUAUAUGCACUCGGGCCCCUGUCGACUAGUUCAUCUGCCAACCUUUGUACCAUGUGUAUGUACCCAGUAAUUGAGGGCAGUGCAACUAUGCAGCAAAGAUUUUACCAAACAAAACAUUAUUUUGAAAUUGUGCUCCAUGAACUGUAGCUGUAAACCAUAGCUCUAACUAGAUUUGGGUUUUAGCAGUACCUUUUUUUGUUGUCUGCCCUUAUUUUAACCCCAUAUAAAAGAUUUCCUGUGCAGCAUUGCAACAUAUUUGAAGAGGACCAACUCUCUCAGGGUCAGCAUUGACGUGGGAGCGCUGGCAGGGGGCCAUGGACAUCUCUACUCUGGCCAGACUUACCUAAAAAGCAGAAAUGCAGAAAGGCUUUCAUUUAACUUUAUCAUCCCUCCACCACUGGGCUCCAGAAAACUUUGGUGAUGUCACGCUUCGGCGGUUUACGUGUUUAUACGUCGAGGAAUAUUUUCUGUCAGUGUCUCCAGAGACAAGGCAAUGCUAAAUUACAACGGCCUGUGAACGCACACAUGAACAGCGGUCAAGAGGCAACGCUAACUUCCAUGCACAUGUGCUCAUCCUCCUCCUUGCAUUUGGAUCUGGAGAAGAAUUCUAACAUUUCACCAGAUGGUUUCAAUACAAUGAGGCAUGCACGCUGAGAAAUGCCUCCGUUUAACAGGAAUUCCUUGAGGACUAUAUCACUUAGAUGAGGAAUGUUGUUUUUGUCAUGCGAUUCAUGAAUGUUAGCAUGACUGCCAGAGGGAUGGAGCUCGGCCAGGCGGCGCGCGGAUUCUUCUCCCCUCGGUAUUCGGUUGCCAUGGCUCCCGGCUUCUACAGGCCCAAAACAGAGGAUGAGAAACAUGCUCUUUGCAGCGUGUGUGUGCACACACAGCUCUGUUUAUUUAUCAGUCCACUUUCUAAAUGGCUCAUGAAACAUCCUGCAUACUUGAGGGCUCUGCGUCCUUGAAGGGAAGGAGAGAGGAAGAAUAUUUCACACAAAGACACAAACAAAUCUGACACGAAUUAGCCCCAAAGUGUGUGUAAAUAGUAGAAAAUUGUCCUACUUGGAAUUGUGUCGUAACUGUAGUCGUAAAUGAUGCUCUCGUUUUCCAGUUCGCAUCAGCCGAAUAUUUGGCAUAGAAACCACCAGUAGGUGGCUCCCGUCUGAGACAGAUGCAGAACACUCGAGAUUUCACUGGACCGCGAUUCUCAAGAAACCGUCGCAAUAUGAUAAGAAGAAGAAGAAUUUCCUCCUGUAAAAUAACGUUUGCGCUUGUAGCAAAGAGUGAAUUGCCCCGAUUUUAUCAGAACAAAAGUCGGCUCCACAUACAAGGACAUAACGCAAUUUUGUGUCCACUAAAUUUGUUACACAGCUGUAACUACUACUCAACUGGGUUAUCGAACUUUUAUACACAAAUGUGUAAUCAGUUUAUACAACACGAUACAGAAUGAGAUUAGUGACCCCAUUCUCCGCACAUUGCGUUGCUAAACGUUGUGUACUUUAUGUAGAAGCCAAAUUAUACUUGUGAGGCCCAUUGCAGACAUUCCCACAUUCUUUUAAUGUUAAUUUACUUGCGUCAACUCUCAUCUUUGACCCGACCCUUCGUCUGAUACCAUGGAGAAGUGGGAGCAGUAUUUAACACAAACAUUUGGUGAGUACUGAUACAGUGUAUGUCCUAAAUGUUGUCGGCCUGAUUCACAAGUGUUGCAUCACACUCCAAAAGUCUUUCUUAUUUCCUGCCACACUACAUUCUUAAAUGUUGUCUAAUGAGACAGGUCACAGAGGUUGUCAGGGGUAUGAGUAGCAUGCUGCUUAACGUUUGAGUCACGGCUUUAUUUUGUCUGUAACUAACAGAUUUUUUUGUGUGUUGUAAUAUGUAGAGAAAAUGAGGAAAUAAACAAUUGAACAUUAGUUUACAUUCACUGACCUGUAAAAUUGUCACUGAGCAAAACAAGCAAAAAUAAACAUAUUCUUA